CGUCAUGCGUCUUCAACCUUUGUCUCCUUAAGAUUGAGGAUCAAACAUACCGUCAGUGAUCUCCGUACUCAUAAGCGAUAGCGUUAACUUCACCACUUAGCUGUUAAACCCAAGUCGACAAAGGAUGGCUCUUCAGUCCUCGAAAAGGUUCUCCUUUCUGGGUCUUACUUUCGCGGUAAUUGUGACCGCGCUCGGCAGUCCAAUUUUGUCACUCCCAAAUACAGCCCGAGAGAUCGGUCCGUGGCCCGCAGUGGUGCUGCUGAUGCUGGUAGCUGUCAUCAACUCGGAAGUCGCGCGGCUGAUGUCCGAGACAUGCGCAGAACUAGAGGAAAAGCCACGGGAAAAUGAUCCUCGAGAGCCUUGGGACCACCUGGAUUCGGAUGUCACCUCAUCGUCGUCCCCAAAAAGUGACGGAACUUCCGACACGCGUGGUGAAGUCAGCCGCUGGAAAGACGAGCGUGAGCCACUCCUAGAAGAUCUAGAAAAGUGUGGACCAGGCUGCGCCGGAAAUCAGAAUCGCUUGCAACUACAUGGGUUCGUGAAGGACAGCGGCAACGCUCCCAAUGGCAAUAUCACCAGGCACGCACCACACGGAGGUUCCCAAUGCUCUCACUUUGAUGAGAAGGCGGCGGCCACCUGCCACGUUGCAACAGGUAAGGAACAAAAUUGCGAAGGAAAAAAGCAGGCUGAUGAAAGUGCGUUCACUGUGGACAGCUGUGAGGAGAAUGAGCAAAAGUCUAAUGGCGCUUUCGCCGUGGACAGCUAUGGCAAGUACCUCGGCGUCGUCUUCAAACGGGAAAAAACGGUUCUCGUAAUCGCACGAGCAGCCACCUAUGUUGGGUACUUCGCACUAAUGGUGGUAGACGACAUCUUGCUUACCAGAAUCUUCCUUCAAGUCGUCGAGCAGAUCAAGUGGGUACGAGUGAACACGUGGACACUGAAACUUUACUUUUCGAGCCUGGUGCUCCUACCUUUACAUUUGUGGCAGAGCGCUUCGUCGGAAAGUGCACGAACCUUCGUCACAACCACGCUGGCGGAAGGGGUGCCCUACGUGUUUGUGGUGAUUGUCUGUUUGCUAGUCUACGAGCUGUGGCUGCAGGGCACAGGCGACCGCGCAGGAAUUGUAAGAUGGCUCGCAGACGAGGGGGAAAGGAGGCCCACAUCAACAUCAGCACUUGCUAUUUCUUUUCCGAUCGCAUGGCACACGCCGUGGGGGCUCCUGGGGCUACGAGUGCAAGACAGGACAAGGGCUGAAGGUGCGGGUAACAGCGCUGGGGCGCUUCCGUCU
Amoebophrya sp. A25 is the source of this 1288-nucleotide messenger RNA. Lineage: Eukaryota; Dinophyceae; Syndiniales; Amoebophryaceae. The record is from the annotation of a GenBank genome assembly.